CAUUCACACACACACACACACAUAUAUAUAUAUAUAUAUAUUAUAAUUCAGGGGUCUUCAUGUAAAAUAGUUUGAAGUCCAGUAAUGAACCCUCGUCACCAGCCAAGGUCCAGACAAUUUAUAUACCUAAAAAUAUGAAUUGAUGGUUUUUGGCAGACCAGGCUAAGAUAUUUAGGAUCAUAUAUAAGACUUUAAAACAAAAGGUUUUAUAAAAUGAUAAACUUCACAAUUAAGCCAUUAUUUUAGCCACAAUUUAAACCAUUUUAUUUGUUGUUGAAAAUAUAAUAUAUAAUAAUAUAAAUUAUUAUAUUAAUUUAGGCAAUUAUUAUCAAUCAAUUAUGAUAUUAAUCUUAAUAUUGGUUUUAUAAUACAUUAUCUUCUUGUGGAUCCGCCAGUUCACAUUUACGACUUUCUUGUACGAAGUAAGACUUUUUAUGGCUCUCUGCUCUCUUCACUGCAGACCGUCUGACCGUAGCAACACUUUACUGUAGCAGCAGCCCAUAAUAGCACUGUAGGACCUAAACAAGACCUUGAUGUGCUUGGUAUGAAUUAGAUUUUGUUAGAAAAUAGUGCCUGGUAUUUAUUUAUGUCAUUAUGUCAAAAAGCUUUGCGGUCCGGAUUCGGCCAGUUGGUGACCCCACACUGUCAGAAAGAAGCGCAUACCCUUUCAAAACAACACACAAACAAACAAACAAACAAAAAAACAACAACAAAAAAACAGCUUUGUACCUUAUUUAACAAUAAAUGUUGCAAAAUCAUUAAUAUUAAUGUUAUCAAUAAUACCUAAUUACAAUAUUAGUACCCAUAUAUAGAUAGAUACUGUAGAUAGAUAAAAUAGCUUGAUAUAUAUAGGCCUUUUUUCUUUCUUGAUAUAUUUUAAUUAGAUUUACCCAGAGUGAGAUAUUCUUGUUUUAAAUCUUAUGGUUACUGUUUUUUGCAAGCAUUAAUUUUCGUGUCAGCUGAGCGAUCGUAAUGAUGCACAGACGAGCUUCUUCCCUCCAGCAUUCAUGCUCAUUCCUCUAGUAUUUAUUGUUGUAUUUUUCUUGUGCUCAUCUGAAAUGCGUCACUUCUGCUCCGUGUACUAUUCUCUCUCUUCCUCUUCCCUCUGUAUGAAAUGUAAUGCUUUUAGGAUCGAUGAGCUGUAACUCUUUCUUUCCCCCCACAGGGGUUGACAGAUAUUUUCAUUUUCUCAUUGUGCAUCUUUGGAUUGCACUGCUGUGUGUGUGUGUGUGUGUGUGUGUGUGCGCACAGAGACCCUCCUCCCAAUCAGAAUGGCCCUGCGCUCCCCCUCCCCUCCCUUCUCUCUCUCUCCUCUCCCUCCAUAUGUGUGAAGAAGAUGGUUGCAAGCAGCGUGGGCCUGUUUUUACUGUCGCACAUCCUGUCGUGAUCCGACCGGGAGGAAGCGGAGGAGAAGAAUCCCUCCAUUCAGAUCCUGUGGUGGGAGGAACAGGCCUGGAGUCAGCCAGAGCAGAGAGCUGUCUCCAGCAUGCAGCGUCACUCGUCUGAUGUGGCCCGUCUGUAUCAGACUGAGUUCAUCCGGAGCGCGCGGGCGGUGGGCAUGCUCUGGGCCGUCUGCACGCUCUGCUUUGCCAUUAUUGAGGUGGUCAUUCUCAUCCAGCCUUCAUGGGUGGGCACACGAGAGCUGCACUACCGAGGAGGGGGUCCGGCUCCUCCGACCGGGACGCUGGGCCUCUUUGAGGUCUGCAUGGAGAUGGAUUGGCCUGUCCCAGAAUGCCGAGGGUCUCUUCGCACCCUGACUCCGCUCCCUGCCUUCCAGUCUCCCGCUGUGCUGGUGUGCAUGUCUCUCACUAUGGUGUGGGCCAGCGUGGGCUGUCUGUGUCUGUUCAGAUUCUGCAACGCAGCAACCGUCUAUAAGAUCUGUGCUUGGCUGCAGCUCACAGCAGGCUUCUGUCUGGCCCUGGCGUGUGUGUUGUUCCCAGACUCCUGGGCGUGUGCUGAGAUGCGGGCGCUUUGCGGGGACCGUGUGAGUAGCUUCUCCCCGGGGAACUGCUCUGUGCACUGGGCGUAUAUACUGGCCAUGUUGGGGGUGCUGGACGCCGGCAUACUGUCCACGCUGGCUUUUGUUUUGGGGAAUCGCCAAGAUGCCCUGCUGCCAGAAGAUGCCAAGGAUGGUGAUGUGACUGGCUUGUUACUGGCAGCAUAAAGCAGCGGUCAGAAGGUGCUGGUGGCUGUUUCAUCACGUCGUUUGUGAACUUCUCUCCUGACAAAUAAUGAUGAGAUAAAACGUGUGAAGAGAUGCUUGUCUUUUCCCCCUCAGCAUGAUGUCACCGUCCUGUGAAUUCUGCUUACAUAACCUGUCUGCAUAGAAACAGUCACCUGGCAACAGAGUCCUUUCUCCCCUGACGGAGGAACAUUACUCUGAUCUUGUAAUGGCGGCUCUAAAUAGAGAAGAGCAAAGGCCAUUUUCUUUAGUGCAUUUCCAAGUGGAGGUAUAGUCGAGGUCUGUGUGAUCACAGAUCACAUGUGGUUUUCAGUUAAAUGAUAUUUAGAGGAUUGACUGUGAUGUUUGAUUCCAUGUUCUAGAUGUUUUUGUGCAUGAAUUUAAGUCUGAAUUUAAACUCAGCAUAAUAUUACUAUAAAUCUGUUUAGUUUUGUUUUUGGUCAGUAAAGUCUUAAUCGUUUAGAAUCAGAUUUAAUGAUUUGAUCAUCUUUAAGCUAAAGGUAGCUAAUAACUUAUAUUUAAGUGAGCACAAAAUAAAAAUCUGCCUCUUUAUAUUCUUAUCCAAACUUUAAAUGAGUUGGUUUCUUCAUCAGAACAGAUUUGAAGGAAUAUAGCAUUACAUCACUUUCCUGACCAAUGGAUGCUCUGCAGUGAAUGGGUGCCGUCAGAAUGAGAGU
Carassius auratus (goldfish) is the source of this 2859-nucleotide messenger RNA. RefSeq names its product LHFPL tetraspan subfamily member 3 protein. The transcript has 6 exons. The record is from RefSeq and is a predicted model, not a curated record. NCBI's taxonomy places the organism in Eukaryota, Metazoa, Chordata, Actinopteri, Cypriniformes, Cyprinidae. The coding region runs from base 1487 to 2164 and encodes 225 amino acids. Gene Ontology annotation, biological process: sensory perception of sound. Gene Ontology annotation, cellular component: plasma membrane.